This is a messenger RNA of Polypterus senegalus (gray bichir), 4622 nucleotides long. RefSeq names its product F-box protein 34 (gene fbxo34). The transcript has 2 exons. The record is from RefSeq and is a predicted model, not a curated record. Bases 325 to 2406 code for a protein of 693 amino acids. Gene Ontology annotation, molecular function: protein binding. NCBI's taxonomy places the organism in Eukaryota, Metazoa, Chordata, Cladistia, Polypteriformes, Polypteridae.
GGGCUUUGGCGCGGACGGGUGCGUGCGCGCUCUUGGGAACUGAAAAGCGUCGACGAGGCGCGCGCUGUAGCAGUCGACUGAGCGUCUCCCCUCCGAAAGUAUGUUUAGUGGGGAGGGGAGAGGUCUUAUGUUAGUGGAAAUGGUAAAAUAAUAAUAAUAAAAAAAAAACGUUUGGUGUGUUGAAUAGUGAUUAAAAUCACUCGGAGGAUAGGGAAUUGUACAUUUGAAAAGGAAAGCAGGAAACAAAAAGAAACAUUUGUCAAAUCUGGAUGGAAGAAUUUUAAGCAGCUCUUGUCCCUUUGGAAAUUGAGCAGGCCCUCAACAAUGCACCUUAAACCAUACCCAGUGUUUCAGAAGAAAGAGCUGUUGUUGGAGGCAAGCCAAGACAACUUAAGGGGCAUUCAUACAAGUCAGCACCGAGUCUUGAGAUCAGAUCGAUUUCCAUCAACUUACUUCACUCAUCCACAUUGUUCAGCUGGGUGUGUCUCUGGUAGUGGAGCAUCCUGCCGAUGCCCGUUCGCAGUUAUUUCCACGAAUUCCAUGUGUAAAAGCUCCUUGGGCACUAAAUCCAGUGGUGAUGGUACCAGCAUACGGGGGAAAAAAAGCAAAGUAACGUUUGUGAAUUCUUCAGCUAAGUCUUUGUUAGUUCUUGCAUCUGAAAAUGAAGAUUUUGUCUCGGUGCCUCAGGAGGAGGAAGCAGAUGGUUCUCUUGACAUAUGGGCGGUGAUCAAACCUGGAAACACCAAGGAAAAAAUUGCUAUAUUUGCUGCCCACCAAUGUAACAGUAGUGCUGACAUGAGCAAGAGUGGUAGCGUCACCAGUUGCAGCAAUCGAACAAUAUCGAUGAAAAUCAAAGGAUGCUGGGAUGUUGAAGGAUCUGUAGCCAAGAGAAGAAAGCGGUCUCCAGAAGAGAACAAACCCCAAGAAAAUAACCAAGUGAAGGACAGUAAAAUAUCAGUAGUCCACCGUUUACCAUGUCGUAAUGCUAGAGAUCCAUCUUUUUGCUUAGGCACCAAUGGAGAAGGAUCACUUGUGGUGGAGGGAGAGGAAGCCAUGAAGUCAAUGUCUGUAGUGGAAAUGGUUGCUUACCUUGAACAAAGAGCUAGGGCUCUUCUCUCAGAUUGCAACAAACAUUGUUCUGUACGAUCUAGUUGUAUUGGUCAAACUAAAGAGCAAUGUGGAGCUCCUUUGCAGGAUCCUGCUGAUGGGAGCUCUGAAGAAUCAUCUGGGGAGUGUGUUAGAGUGCUGGAAAUGGUGGCAAAGUUGGAAUCCAAGUGCCUAAAUAGAAGGUGUGAAAGAGAGUCUGGAGGACUUUCACGAAACAAUAGCCUGCGACGCAAUGUAGGACGGGUGCUAUUAGCAGGCAGCCCUUGUCCUGCUUUUACUGUGCAUCAACAAGUUUCUGAAUUGGAGUCUUCAAAAUCUCAUAAGGAAAGCUCUCUGGAUUGCUGUUCUGUCUCCGAUCCAGUGAAGAAGGCUGAAGUUGCAGUCCACUGUGAAAUGGGUGGUACAGAAAACCCCAACAUGCUCUUCAGGAAAAAAGAGUGUUCCCUGGUUAUAAGUAGAACAGUCCAUGAGAAUUUAGACUCAAGGCUAGAAAAAGGGAGGGAAGAGGCUACUCAGAUAGGAGAUCCACCUGAAAAAGAGGACCUGCCGCUGGACAAAAUUGUAGGGAGUGAGACCCACGUCGGCUAUCGUGAGGAGCCACUUCCUGGUAUGCUGUUCUUCAAACCAACAUCACAGUUGGUUGGUCCUGGGCAACUAUCUGAGUCACUAGAAAAUAUCAAAUCUCCUUUGGACAAUAAUAUUCCACUGCUCAAUUUAGUCACGGACGGCUCCAAGUUAAACAUUUUGUCAGAAGCUGACCCUGAAGAAGAAAAGAACUGGGGUACGGUUCCAGUGCGGGAGCCUUUUCCUUUAAGGAGGCUGGUGUCGCAUGAAUUCUUAGAAAUGCGUUUUAAGAUUCAGCAACUUUUGGAGCCACAGCAAUACAUGGCUUUUCUGCCCCAUCACAUUAUGGUAAAAAUCUUUUGCUUUCUGCCAACAAAGACAUUGGCUGCACUUAAGUGUACCUGCCAUUACUUUAAGUUUAUCAUUGAGAAUUAUAACGUGCGCCCAGCUGACUCUCGCUGGGUUUGUGACCCCCGCUAUAAGGAUGAUCCCUGCAAGCAGUGCAAAAAGCGUUAUGGGCGUGGUGAUGUUUCUCUUUGCCGUUGGCACCCAAAGCCCUAUUGCCAAGCCCUGCCAUAUGGUCCUGGUUACUGGAUGUGCUGUCAUGGCUCACAGAAGGAUGCACCAGGAUGCAAUGUGGGUCUUCAUGACAAUCGCUGGGUCCCUGCUUUUCACAGCUUUAAUAUGCCAAUUUACAAGAAAGUGAAAGAAGUGGAGGAAGAAGUGUCGUCUUGAGAUUUACUGCAGUGCUAUAGUGUGUCUGUGUUUGUGUAUGACAGAAGCUCGCAACAUUAAAAAGAAAUCACUGAAGGGGGAAUAAAAAAAAAAAAAUCACUGGGAGAGAAAAAACCCUUUAUAUCUGGAAGGUGAUGUCUGUGCUGUAGCCAGUUGGUGUUCUAAUCUAUCAUUGUAUUAAGACAUAAACACGGGGCUUCGAGUAUACAUUUGAUUUAUGAAAUUUAAAAAUCAUGUUUAUCUGAGAAUACCAUAAAGUAAUGUGACAACUUCUACCAGCUUCCAAUAGAUCACACGUAGUGAUCUGCUGCGGCUAGCAAGAAUAAAAUCUAUAUAUUUUAUAGACGUAGCCCUUUAUUUAAUUAUGAGCGAGUGGAACCCCUUUAUUUUGCCCACUACUGUUUACAAUGUAUAUAAUAAUGGGCAAGGAGUGGUGUAAAUGCCGGUUUGAGAGUCUCCCAUGAGUGAGUUGUGCACAGGAUUUUACUCAGUCAUGUAAAUGUUAUAAACAUUAUAGAAUUCAAGUUGUACAUUGAAAUAUAUCUGGCAAAGCCAUUAACCAGUACAGCAAAGAAAUUUUCCCAUUAUAGCUGCUGUUUUACCUUUUUGUUUUCUCUUUUAUUUGCAAACUGUUUCAGAAAUGAAACAUUAAAAAUAUAAAGUUGGGUUAUAAACUCAGUUUUGGGCUUUAUGUUGGCUGAAAUGUGCAAAAUUGGGAGCUACGAACAAAGAAGAAAGAAAGCAAUCACCUGUGUAUUAAAGCAUUAUUUUAUAAUAACGUGUCACAUGAAACUUUAAAUGAACUCCAAGGCCAAUUAGCUGCUCCUUUUGAAACAUUGUACUUUCUUGGAUCCUGAAGAACUCUGCAGCUGUAAAUUUCUGAGAUUUUCUUUGAGUAAGCAUAAGUCAUCAAGGGCUAAACAGUCACUUUAGUGUGUUUCUGGCUCGGGGGAAAAUGCAAUUUCUAGACAAACUUUUUAUACAAAUGUAUAUUAAAUUAGGUGUGACAAAUCAGCACGGGAGGUUUAGCUUAACAUUCAAGCAGAGUGCAUCUUUUUUUUUUUUUUCCAGCCAUUUUAUUUUACAUUGGAUGAGGUAUUUUUUUUCUGAAAGAUAAAGCUGAUCAUUUCCUGAAUGCUUUGUCCCAGUCAGGUAAGUGAUGUCCCUUUCAUGCCAUCGUUUAUAAAGUGGACUAAUCAGCAACUGCAAUGCUUCAGCUUUUCUGUGAUAUACUUGAAAAUGUGACAUUUACUAUUACUACUACUACUACAAACAAACUGGGGUUUUCACUCCACUGCAUGACAUAGGUUGUGAUAUUUUUGAACAGCAGCCCAUUUAACUGUUGCAGGUACUCUGUAUUUGCCUGAUGUUCGCAUUACUGGUUUUGCAUACUAAUUUCCUUCCUUGUCACUUCAGCUGCCAUUUUGUCAAGCUGAAUUUGGUAAGAAAGGAAGUGUAUGGUGCUUUGUAGCAUUUUCAUGGUGGAGAUAACCUGUUCACAUACCCAGGUGCAGAAAUUGGCUUCUAGUGAACUCUGCAGUUUCAGCUUAUUUUUACUUCUGUUUGUGUAAAAGUUUUAUUUGACCUUUUCUUGUAUUAUGUUUACUGCAGAGGGUUUGCACAAUUCAGGAAUCCCUUGUAUAUGCAGUUUGUGGAUUAACAUGUACAGUAUUCAGUUUGUAUUUUAAUGUGUUUUUGUUCUGUUUGGGUGAAAAAUAAACUGUAUAAAUAAACAAAACACUACACCCUGGAAUAAAUGUCUUGUAUAUGUUAACUUUGUUUAUUCCCCUUAGCUUUCAAUUUGUUGUCAUUCUUGUUACUUGACAGGGUGGUUCAUUAGAGUUGUGGUGGUGAAUUCCUUUGGUGCUAUCUGAUCACAUUUUAACUUGUAUUCCACACAUUUUUGAAACAAUAUGUAAUAAGGUGCACAUCAGUCACAGAAGGUUGAUAUUUUGUCCUUGUUAUGUUUUUGGGGCCCGUCUUGGCCAACUUUGUUCUUCACCCGUCACUUUUUUUUCAUUAUGCCAAGAUUAAAAAGAUUGUCACUAAGUUACAUUACUCACUAGUAGAGUGCUAGCAACAGUGGCGGUGUGCUGAUCGUAUUAUCACGUUGCUCUUCGACACAUACACUCCCACUUUUUAAGAAGCCUUCUUCGAGUCCGUAGGUAGCCUUUGUUCGUAUUUUAUAGUAGUUAUUGAACCAAGGACGUUACACU